This is a messenger RNA of Nerophis lumbriciformis (worm pipefish), 861 nucleotides long. Lineage: Eukaryota; Metazoa; Chordata; Actinopteri; Syngnathiformes; Syngnathidae. The record is from RefSeq and is a predicted model, not a curated record.
AUGGCGAGGAUCCAGCUGGUUCGUGUCAAAGUGAGCUGGACAGUACUUUUAGCUCUGGCCCACCUCACGUACCUUUUGUUUGGAGCCAUCAUUUUCCAGAUUCUGGAACGGGAGGCUGAGAGCAAUAACCGAAACCACUUCCAAUUGGAGAAGUUGAAUUUCUUGGCAAAUUACACCUGCCUGGAUGGGCCAGCCUUGGAGAAGUUUGUUCAGGUUAUUUUAGAUGCUUGGGAAAGGGGCGUGAAUCCCUCAGGCAAUUCAACUAACCCCAGUAAUUGGGAUUUCAGCAGCGCCUUCUUUUUUGCAGGCACUGUAGUCACAACUAUAGGCUAUGGCAACCUUUCUCCCAGCACUGUCUCCGGUCAGGUGUUCUGUGUCUUUUAUGCACUGUGCGGCAUUCCACUCAACCUGGCCUUUCUCAAACAGCUGGGCAAGUGUCUUACCAUUCACCUAGGUCGUCUGGAGCGAGGCAUGGUCUCUGUGGUACUACACAAGCAAACUGUUGAGGUGUUAGCAGUGAGUGCCUUCUUCAUCACUGGUAGCCUGCUGUUUCUCGUCAUACCCCCUCUUCUGUUCAGUUAUGUGGAAGGCUGGACAUUUGGAGAGGGUUUCUACUUUGCUUUUAUUACCCUCAGCACCAUAGGGUUUGGAGAUUAUGUGGUGGGGACAGACCCAGGCAAGGAGUACAUCUCUCUGUACCGUAGCCUGGCCGGUAUUUGGAUCAUCUUUGCAUUGGCCUGGCUUGCUCUUAUUCUCAGCAUGGGAUCAAGAAUUAUGGCGCAUUUGAUCAGAAGAAACAAGAAAGAGGAGGAGGAAGAGGAUGUGUCAUCCAAUAAGGUGGAAGACACCUCAAAAAUUUAA